UUGAGCCUGGCCAAGAUAUCCCCCCGUGUGUGAGUGCGGAAUCGCGUGUGUUUUUGUGGCCUUACUUCUGCAAGCUGCGAUCACAGGGAGAUUCUGGGGGAGAUUCCGUUUUCAAUUCCAAGCAAAGAGCCGUCAAAAUCGUAUUUGCCCUGCUGCAGUGCUCUACAACGACUACUCAUUGGCAUUUCCUGCGCGCACACAGUCUUCCUGCUCCGCUGGGGCAGCCAAACAUUCGCAUCACUUGGAACUAACCAGCAUCUGGUUUUCAAAGGCGCUACUCUGGCGCUUCAAGCUCAGCAGAUGAUCGGCACCGAGGAUAUGUCCGCAGCGGCUGGCAUGGACAUCAGCGAGUCCUUUCGUGCCGAGGAUCUCUCGAAGGCGGACUUCUUUGACUUUGUCACCGGACCCGACAUGGGCAUCGGCAUAGGAGUGGGCGUGGGCGUGGGCGUGGAGUCGUUGGGCGUCAGUCUGCAUCAGCAGCACCACCAGAACCACCAACAGCCGCCCCACAGUCAUAACGGCCACAACAACAACAAUAACAAUAAUAACAACAACCACGUCCAGGUGGUGCACCAGCCCAUUACGUCGCAAUCGCAACAGCAGAGCCUCUGCGGUGGUGCGAGAGCCAACAGCAACAACAUGAUCCACGACGGCGGAGGCGGUGGUGCAGGCGCCGGUGGUGGCGGAGUCGUGGUGCCCGUGGGCAACCGCAACGGCACCAGCAACGGUGGCGAUCCCACGUUACAGGGCUAUGAGUUUUGGCACCAGGACAAGGACAACAGCCGCCUGGACUCCAGCUCGAUAUUCGAGGACCUCGAUCGCUACUGCUGGCAACAGCAGCCGGUCACAACCAGCGCCAGUAAUGGCGGAUCCGCCAGCACCAAUCAGCCCAGUCCCACCUCGCCGCAGGGUCACCUCCAGCAGCAGCAGCAGCAGCAUCAGCAGCAGCAGCAUCAGCAGUUGCAGCAGCAACAUCAGCAGCAGCAGCAGCAGCAGCAGCAGCAACCGAAUGCGAACAGCUCCUCGGCGGCAUCCAGUGGAGCGGGCAGCAGCAGCGACACGAUCAGCAGCCUGGACACCACCGAUGGCCAGAUCUACACCCUGACAGUAUUAAAUGGAGGAGAGCCCUGGCUGAAGCGCUCGGAGGCGGAACAGCUGCCCACUGCGCUGGAUCUGGACAGUCUGCUGGGCAGUUUUCCGGGCUACAUCAAAUCGGAGUAUCCCUACGAUGACAGUGGCUUCAGUACGGAUGGCAAGGAUGUGAUCGGCAAUGGCACGGAUGGUCUCAGCAGUAUUUCCCACGCACAAAACCCGGGUCAGCAGGCGCAACAACAGACGCUGCCCUCGCUGGUCACAGCCAUCUCGCUGGCGGGCGGCAAUGAUCUGGGCCAGCAGUUGGCCCAAUUCCAGAACAACAACAACGACUGGCACAUGGCGGAUCACAAUACGGAAACGGAGCAGAGUACGGCGGAGUCGCUGCUGCGGAGCGCGCUGCAGGGAAAGGGCUACGCCAAGGGUUUGCACAUGCAAAAUGGCCUGACCAUGCCGGUGGUCAAGGAUGAGGACAUGCGACGUUUGCUCUUCACCGAUGAGGCAGCUGCUUUGGGUUUUGCGGACUCCACUCUAAGUGCCGCCCAGAUGUUCGACGAGGCCCAGGGCAUCCAUCUAAGUACCCAGCAGCAGCAGCAGCAACAACAGCAGCAGCAACAGCAGCCGCUUAAUGGGAAUGCCAAUAUUCUGGUGGACGAUAUGUUCCUGUCGCUGGAGAAUGCCUUCAGCGAUGAUUUCGAGAAGAUCAAGCGCAUCGCCAACGAAGUGCAGCAGUUCUGCAGUGCCGGCUCAGCAGGCACACCCACUCCCGGCGACUAUGUGCCCACCAGUGAUGUGUUAAUGCAAAUCUCACCCAGUCCGGCGGUUACAUCCGCCGGUCAACUGCAGCCACCGCAGCCCUUGAAACCGGAGGUCAGUACCUCCACGUCGCCCACAUCGGCGGUGGUCACUUCCGGCGCCGCCAGCAGCCAUGUUCGCUCCGGCGGCGGCGUGGUCAAGCCCAAGAAGGCGUACAAGCGGAGCAGCAGUAAUAACAAUAAUCCCAAUGUGGCCAACAACAAUCAGAGUAGUGCUGGCAAUCCGCUGAUAGCCGGUGGCAGUGGCAGCGGCAGCUCCUCGUCGAGCGGCAGUGCCAGCAGCAGCAGCAACAGUCCGCCCGCCAACUCCGGCGGCAGUUCGUCCUCCUCCUCGGGCAGCACACAGCGCAAGGAGCGCUCCCUGCACUACUGCUCCAUUUGCGCGAAGGGAUUCAAGGACAAGUACUCGGUGAAUGUGCACAUACGCACGCACACCGGCGAGAAGCCCUUCGCCUGCUCGCUGUGUGGCAAGAGUUUUCGCCAGAAAGCCCACCUGGCCAAGCACUACCAGACGCACAUGACCCAGAAGAACAACGGCAACAUCAUCAAGGGCGGCUCCGGCAAACACCAGCGAUCGAGUGGCGGAUCCUCGGCGGGAGCGGCCAGUGCCGCGCUCAACCAGCGGCAGCAACAACUUGGUGGCGGCGUGGUGCCACCUUCGCUGCCCGUGAUGAUCAGCAAUCCCAAUACGCCACCCGGAGGAGUGCUGCCACCGGCCAAUGGACUCCUGGCCAAUCGGUAG
Molecule: messenger RNA, 2649 nt
Organism: Drosophila teissieri
Lineage: Eukaryota; Metazoa; Arthropoda; Insecta; Diptera; Drosophilidae
Product: homeobox protein 13
Exons: 4
Coding region: 301-2649 (782 amino acids)
Biological process (GO): embryonic pattern specification; embryonic hindgut morphogenesis; regulation of transcription by RNA polymerase II
Cellular component (GO): nucleus
Molecular function (GO): DNA-binding transcription factor activity, RNA polymerase II-specific; RNA polymerase II transcription regulatory region sequence-specific DNA binding
Source: RefSeq, a predicted model, not a curated record